UUCAGGGUACUGAGCAAACUCUGUCAAAAAUCUUUCAGAAAAACCCGCAGAUCAUGUAUCUGGAACAGGAGCUGGAAAGCUUGAAAGCAGUGCUGGAGAUCAAGAAUGAGAAACUUCAUCAGCAGGAUAUAAAGCUAAUGAAGAUGGAGAAACUGCUGGAGAACAACACAAUCUUAAUGGAUAAAUUAAAGAAGGUUCAGCAAGAAAAUGAAGAAUUAAAAGCUCGGAUGGACAAACACAUGGAGCUUUCAAGGCAACUUUCUACGGAGCAAGCUGUUCUACAGGAGUCGCUGGAGAAAGAGUCAAAAGUAAACAAACGCCUGUCCAUGGAAAAUGAGGAACUUCUGUGGAAGUUGCACAAUGGGGACCUAUGCAGCCCAAGAAAACUGUCUCCCAGUUCUUCAUCCGUGCCUCUUCAGUCCCCACGACAUUCUGGUAACUUCUCUAGUCCCACAGUAUCACCAAGAUGACGCCUCUGGAGAGAAAGAGGGGAUUGCACUUCAUUUGUGAUCUGCAGGACCUGAUCCUAACUUUAUCCACAGGAGCAAGAGCUAUAUUAGCCAAGUGUGACAACUAAACCUAACUGGAAACGAUCUGGUGCAAAAAUGGCGAUAAGAGACUGAGAGCAUGGGAGCGAGACGUUCACGUUGCUCCUCCCAAAAAGACUUGUUUAUGACCUCUAUGGACAUGGUUGCACAAAGCACUUAUAGAGCAAGGAAAGACUUGUUCAUUUGCCUUUUCACUGAACUAUAAGAAAAAGCUCAGGGGCUUAGAGAUAAAGAUCACAACCUUUAUAGUAUGGUCCUUACCAGACACUUUUUUUAAGGCUGUGUGUGUGCGUGUGCUGCGAGUGGAAUGGGUGUAACACACUGUGCGUGUGUCUAAUGCUGCCUUCUUUGCUGUGUAUGUAAUAAAGGAUAAAAGCUGAAGACUA
This is a messenger RNA of Merops nubicus (carmine bee-eater), 934 nucleotides long. RefSeq names its product microtubule-associated tumor suppressor 1 homolog. Lineage: Eukaryota; Metazoa; Chordata; Aves; Coraciiformes; Meropidae. Gene Ontology annotation, cellular component: cytoplasm; nucleus. Gene Ontology annotation, molecular function: microtubule binding. The transcript has 3 exons. The record is from RefSeq and is a predicted model, not a curated record. Bases 54 to 470 code for a protein of 138 amino acids.